GAGGGAGGUGAGGGGAAAGAAGCCGCUGCCUAUAGAAAGCUGCCGCCUGCAGUCUCCUCUCUGAGCUCCAGAGGAAUACAAUAGCCUGAGCUGUGCCAGCUAUCGCACAACCCCCAGCAUCUUGGCUGCCCACUUGCUUGCUGGCUGGCUGGGAGCAGGUGACAGGAUGCCUUCAGGAUACAGGGAAGGGGCAGCCUGUGUGUCUGGGUGAUAGCAGCCCCACCACUAGCAGAAGAAGAAGGGGUGUCUCCAUGGGUGCAAAGGCUGAGGACUGGGGAGUGCUCUAUACCAGUAGCAGAUCGCUGCCAGCUGCCGCCGCCUCGCUGUGAUGCUGAAUGAGGAGCCAUGGAGAGCCGCGGCUUGGUCACUGCUAUCAGCCUGACUCUGAGUAUCUGCUCGCUGCUGCUCCUGGUCACUGCCAUAUUCACUGACCACUGGUACCACACGGACACCCGCAAACACAAGGAGAUGUGCGACAGUCAGGGCAACUCCGACCCCACCGACCAGAAGAACAGGCUGAUGCCGCUCUACCAGCUGCCCUUCCGGGGGGACCCCUCCAAGACUCGCAGGCUGGGGCUGCUCUCUCCUGCCCCGGCUGGGGGGGUCCGGGAGCCGGAGGAUCUGCUAGAGAACUGGAGGUCCCUGUUGGGACUGGGGGUGUUGGAGUCGGACUGCGGACGCCCCCUCUUUUCUACGUACUCCGGGCUGUGGAGAAAAUGCUACAUUAUGGGCAUCGACAAGGACAUUGACAACCUCAUCAUGAAAGGAAUUGCUCAGAAAUGCACAGCCAUCAAAUAUCAUUUCUCUCAACCUAUUCGCCUGCGGAAUAUCCCAUUCAACUUGACCAGGGCAAUUCAGCAAGAUGAGUGGCACCUUUUACAUCUAAGAAGAAUUACUGCAGGAUUCCUGGGCAUGGCGGCAGCUGUUCUCCUGUGUGGAUGCAUUGUGGCAGCAAUCAGUUUUUUCUGGGAAGAGAGCCUUACGCAGCAUGUGGCUGGACUUCUCUUUCUCAUGACAGGAAUUUUUUGUACAAUUUCCUUGUGUACUUAUGCGGCGAGCGUCGCUUAUGAUCUGAAUCGUCUGCCAAAAUUUAUUUAUGGGCUUCCCAGUGAUGUCGAACAUGGAUACAGCUGGUCUUUGUUUUGUGCCUGGUGCAGUCUGGGCUUGAUCGUGGCAGCGGGGUGCCUGUGUACGGCCUACCCCUUUAUCAGCAGGACCAAGAUUUUGCAUCUAAAGUUUGCCAGAGAUUCCUGUGUAUGAUUAAGGACUGCAGGGUUCAGGACUUUGUUGCCAACGACAAGCUGUUUUUGCGCACUACAGUUGCUGUGUGGAUAAAUAGAUUCUAUAAAUCCAUUUCUUAAGCACAAAUAUUAAACUCUAACAAAUCAUUACUGGAAUGGUAACAUAGCAUCCUGAUAUGUAAAGAUAACUGUGUAUCAUGCGGUGGCCUUGCAUUGUACCACCGUAGGACCUUUUCUGUGCUCUUCUAGCCCACGUGCGUUCCUCAGCAAACAAGACCCUGGGAUCUCGCACAAGAAAAAGUGACUCUACUUUCACGGGGAUAAACUCCUCCAAGCAUGGAAAUACUGUGCAAGUUCAAGUGCUUUAACCAAUCAUUAUUUAUGCAACAUGUUUAUGUCUCAGUGUAAGAGGAAGAAAAAUGCCUGUAAAGGAACAGUGUUCGUUUCCAACCCUCUCUUCAUUUUUCGAUACCUUUGCUUGUUGUCACCUUGCAACAGACAAAAAAAAAAAUAGACGUAUUCCUCAUUUGUGAGAUGAAGCUGGUGGAAAUAAAAUCAAUAUGUUGUUAAUCCGAAACCUGAUUCAUCAGACUUUGCAAACCCUUUUGAAAUCACUUGACUUCUUGUUCCAUUAUAACAGCUUUUUUGCCUUUCCCUGCCAAUCCUGUUAUCCCUGUUGUGCCAUUACAAUCAUCAUCAUUAUAGUUCAGCUAAAAAAACUGAGGUUUCUGUGCAUAUUAACUGGUUUCCGUUAUUCAGCAUAUAGCAAAGUGAUUGUUUUAACCAAGUCAUUGCUGAUUUAUACCAUUUUUACUUGCUCAGAGUACAACUUUGCAUUAAAAAUAAACUGGUUUUCUGCCCCAUAAA
Molecule: messenger RNA, 2108 nt
Organism: Xenopus tropicalis (tropical clawed frog)
Lineage: Eukaryota; Metazoa; Chordata; Amphibia; Anura; Pipidae
Gene: tmem178a
Product: transmembrane protein 178A
Exons: 4
Coding region: 346-1260 (304 amino acids)
Cellular component (GO): membrane; endoplasmic reticulum membrane
Source: RefSeq, a predicted model, not a curated record